AUGGCUUCCAAUAUUACUUCCAACAUACCUUCGCUUCCUACGCCGGCAGCCUUGCUAGCCCACUUUCCGAGCUCCGUGCAGACGGGCAUCAGUACCCUGAUGUCCAAAAUCACGACGGCGGCGGGCGAUGGCUCGUGGAAGACUACCGCCAUUUCUAUUGGCGUGGGCUACCUCGUGCUCGUGAAGGCACUGCGGUUCCAGCGCGAAAAGAGUAUGCGUAAACGCUAUGGCUUCCCGGACCGCGCCAGCCUUCAGAAGAUGACGGUGGAAGACGCCCAGAAGAUCAUCAAGGAGUUGUCGAGCUUGGAGUUUCCCUUUUCCAAUGAGACGAGUCUGCAAUUUGCACUAUUCAAGACAUAUGGCGUGGAGUCAAUCAGUAGGCUAUUAUUGGCCACCAGAAAUCUCACUGAUCCCAUCAAUAGCUUGAAGAGAUAUGAAGACACAGCUGUCAUCAUUGGCGAAUUCAUGGCAAAUCCGCCCAAUUCGGUGCGGGCGACGACCUCGGUGGCCCGCAUGAACUGGCUGCACAGCAAAUACAUAAAGUCUGGUCAAAUCUCCAACGAAGACCUGCUCUACACGCUAUCCGUCUUCAUUACAGAGCCGGAGCGCUUCAUGCGGCUGUACGAGUGGCGCGCCCUUAACGAAAUGGAAUACUGCGCGUACGGCACCUUUUGGAAGUCUAUCGGCGACGCCAUGGGCAUUCAGUACGAGGGCUACUUGGCCAAGACGGAGUGGACCGACGGUCUCGACUUUGCUCUCGACAUUGCUCAGUGGGCCAAGAGCUAUGAGGUCACGGCCUUUGUUCCUAGCGAGACCAGCAACAAGCCCGCCAAGGCCCUGAUCCCCAUGAUCACGUACUGGCUCCCCCGCCCAAUGCUGAGCUUCGCUCACGAGUGUGUUCACGUCCUGCUGGGCGAUCGUGUCAGGGAGGCCUUCAUGCUUCCUGAACCUGGCGUCAGCGCCGCGGCUUUCAUAUACACGUCUCUUUGGGCCCGUAGCUUCUUCCUUCGGCAUUUCGCCCUGCCGCGUUUUACUGCACUCAAGCGUCACAACGAGUCGACCGACUCGGUGGACGAGCCGUUGCUGCUCAACUGGUCUUAUGGCAACUAUCCCUUCUACAUCAAGCCGACGCUCUGGAACCGCUGGGGUCCAAAGGCUUGGGCCGUUUGGAUGUACGGAGGCACACUCCCCGGAGACCACCCCAAGGAGCACCUACCCGAAGGCUACAGAUUUGUAGACCUUGGUCCUGUAACUCGUAUGGGCAAGGGUGAGGAAGAGAUGAAGAGAGACUAUGAGAGGAUGAAGUCCAAGGGCAUGGGAGGUUGUCCAUUUGGCUAG
Messenger RNA from Pestalotiopsis fici W106-1, 1338 nucleotides. RefSeq lists its product as uncharacterized. Gene Ontology annotation, molecular function: oxidoreductase activity. Bases 1 to 1338 code for a protein of 445 amino acids. The record is from RefSeq and is a predicted model, not a curated record. NCBI's taxonomy places the organism in Eukaryota, Fungi, Ascomycota, Sordariomycetes, Amphisphaeriales, Sporocadaceae. The transcript has 4 exons.